Arabidopsis thaliana (thale cress) is the source of this 838-nucleotide messenger RNA. RefSeq names its product Plant invertase/pectin methylesterase inhibitor superfamily protein. Gene Ontology annotation, biological process: plant gross anatomical part developmental process. NCBI's taxonomy places the organism in Eukaryota, Viridiplantae, Streptophyta, Magnoliopsida, Brassicales, Brassicaceae. The coding region runs from base 38 to 601 and encodes 187 amino acids. The record is from RefSeq and is marked reviewed. The transcript has a single exon. Gene Ontology annotation, cellular component: extracellular region. Gene Ontology annotation, molecular function: enzyme inhibitor activity.
UAAUCUAUUCUCUCUAGUGUUCUUCCCAAACAAACAAAUGAAGCUCUUGUUUUACCUUGUUGUGUUCUUUCUCCUUUUAAAUGGUUUCACAGCCAACAGAGUUGCAAAUUCCCUGAUUCGAGAUUCUUGCAAGAAAGCUUCAAAAAUGUCGGAACCACAUUACUACAAGUUCUGCAUUGCAUCUAUCAGCGAAAACCCGGAGAGUCAAAAAGUAAGAAAUAUCGAUGAAUUGAUCGGAGUAGGAGUGAAAAACGCUAUUUCGAACAUGACGAACGUGAAAGGAAUUGUGGAGAGGAUUCUGAAGGACAGAAAGUAUACGAGUAAAAUGAGUGAGAAGAUGUUGCGCGUUUGCGUUAAGCUUUAUUCUGAGGGCACUAACUUGUUAACCAAAUGUUUAGAGUACAUUAAAUUGCGGGAUUUCGAUAAAGUCCACAAUACUAUUCGUCAUGCAAGAGUUGUUCCGAGAGAGUGUGAAAUGGGAUUCAAUGACGAUAAUAAACAGAAAUCUCCGGUGACGAAAGAGAACGAUGUUCUAUUCGACACCGUCGACAUUGCUCAGUCUUUUAAUUACUAUGCUCAUAUAAGGCCAGACAUCGUAUAGUGUCUAGCCUAACAGCCCCUCGGUAAUGUUUCUUAGUUUGUUAUACAACAAUGAAUUAAUGAAAAAAUAUAAGGUCAGAGUUUACGUACAACUUUCAUCGAGAUAGGAAUGAAUCUAUGUUGCACCAUUUCAAAUCAUGUCUCCUAUUUUCACCUUUUCUAAAUUUCUUUGACAAGCUACAACACAUAUUUAAUAAAAAGUUUUGUUCUUACCACACUUCUCAAUUUUAAAAAAUUU